AGAAAUUUCCCCCUCAACCCAAAAAACGAGGAGAAUUGUCCGAAACUCCAAUCCUUCUACUAUUGUGAGAUAUUUGGUUGGUGGGCCUUGGAUCGAUCUUAGCGUACGCCAAGACCACUUUGUUUGAUAGUAUAUACCAAAAGCAGCUACAACAAGUAACAAAACAUCAUCAAAAUUCAUAGAUAUCAUAAAAGUUUGGAAUUUCCAGAAACAAAGGAAAAGAGGAGAGAGAUUGCGAUUGAAAUGGGUUCGAAUCAAGAGACGAGCAAUUUACUACCAGUGACGGAUCCUCCGAAAGUCGACGACAAAUUCUUCAGAGGUUCCGCCAUGACUAAACGUGGAGCUUAUGCUGCCAUCUCUUAUAUGUCUUGUGCUGUGCUCUUGAUUAUAUUCAAUAAGGCUGCGCUCUCUUCGUAUAGUUUCCCAAGUGCAAAUGUUAUUACACUUUUUCAGAUGGUAUCUUCAUCUUCUUUUCUCUAUGUGAUGAGACGCUUGAAGUUUAUCUCUUUCACAGUUGCUGAAGCAUCAAGUGCUCUUGAUAAUUCCGUAACUCUUGUACCUUUGAAAACAUUGAUGCACACUCUACCUAUUGCAUUCACCUAUUUGAUGUACAUGAUAGUCACCAUGGAGUCUGUGCGUGGAGUAAAUGUUCCUAUGUAUACUACCCUGAGGAGGACGACUGUGGUCUUUACAAUGGUUGUGGAGUAUAUUCUAGCCAAGCAGAAGUAUACAUCCUCUAUUUUUGGAAGUGUAGGAUUGAUCGUUCUUGGCGCAUUCAUUGCUGGUGCUCGAGACCUGUCAUUUGAUGCUUACGGUUAUGGGGUUGUGUUCCUCGCCAACAUUACUACAGCAAUAUACCUUGCAACUAUUGCUCGAAUUGGAAAAUCCAGUGGCCUUAACAGUUUUGGACUUAUGUGGUGUAAUGGCAUAAUCUGUGGACCAAUAUUGCUAUUGUGGACUUAUGUCAAAGGAGACUUGGAGAUCACCUUCAACUUCCCAGACUUGCUUUCACCUGGUUUUAUGGUUGUUUUGUUCUUUUCUUGUGUGCUGGCAUUCUUCCUCAACUACAGUAUAUUUCUCAACACCACACUAAAUUCAGCACUAACACAGACCAUUUGUGGUAACCUGAAGGACUUUUUCACUAUUGGACUGGGCUGGAUAAUAUUUGGUGGCCUACCCUUUGAUUUGCUGAAUGUUAUUGGACAGCUUCUUGGUUUUGUGGGCUCUGGUUUAUAUGCCUACUAUAAGAUGGUGGGCAAGUAGCCUUGUAGUACCAUUGCUUAACAUAUUGGAUGGCUAUUGUGUUAUUGCUGCUGGCUAGGGUUGCUGUCACUCGACACAUUGAUACAGUUACUGCUGAUUUAGUAGGAAAUACAUUUGAUAACUUGAAGAAGCCCAAAAGGCUUUCCAAGUAUCGCUGACAGGCAGUUAGAAGCGAGCAGCUAGGGUUCGUCAAUGAGAGUGAUAUAUUCGGUUGGAGCUAUGCUUAUCUUCCCUGGGUAUGACGAAUUAUCAAGAGUAUAUCAGUAGGGAAGAAAAAGUUCAAGCCUCUAAUCUGCGGUUAUAUUAAUUUUUAACCACCUAGGCGAGUGUUCCUAGUUUUUGUCUCUUCAUUGGGCAACUUUCUGGUAAAUAUUGUACUAAUUCUUUUGCCCAUGUAUUUGUUGUAAUCUUGUGAGAAAGCAGCUAAUAAAGUUUUGGUUUAAAAUUUUCCUA
Beta vulgaris subsp. vulgaris (sugar beet) is the source of this 1716-nucleotide messenger RNA. Its product is annotated as UDP-N-acetylglucosamine transporter UGNT1. The record is from RefSeq and is a predicted model, not a curated record. Lineage: Eukaryota; Viridiplantae; Streptophyta; Magnoliopsida; Caryophyllales; Amaranthaceae. Gene Ontology annotation, cellular component: Golgi apparatus. Gene Ontology annotation, molecular function: GDP-fucose transmembrane transporter activity; antiporter activity. The transcript is spliced from 10 exons. Bases 244 to 1263 code for a protein of 339 amino acids.